ACUGCCCUGAAACAAACGCAUUCAUACAAAUUGCGGGACGUAUGUUCAUGAAUAACAUUCAACUAACCAGAAUCAGUGCAGUCAAGUGGCUAAACUGCUAUCCAUUGGGAACUGCUGAAUACCUUGAACCGUAAUAAAAGAACAAUAACCUAGCGCAAAGAAACUAGUUGGUCUGCACUGGACCUUUAAAAAGACAUUGGAUAUUGAAAUUGACCUUUCCUUUUCAAAGCACUAUAAAAGGUGUGGGGUGUUAUCACGCGUAAGUCAAUACCAUGGCUCUUGGUUGUGGAUACAAGUGCUUGCAGUGUUUGUUAAUUAUUUUCAACUGUGCAGCCUUCAUAUGUGGUCUUGCUCUCAUUGUGGUUGGUGCGCUUGGACUACAUUCUGUUGUCAAUCACUGGAAAGACAUUGAACCUCCGCUUCAAUCACUCAUCAUCUUCAUUAUUGUCCUCGGAUGUUUCUUGUUCGUUUUAGGGGGUUUGGGAAUGUUUGGUGCAUGCACGAAGAAUGUCUGUUUAUUGACUAUGUACUGUAUUCUUUUGACAGUUUUAAUAAUCUUAGAAAUAGCUGCAGGAAUAUUUGCGAUAAUAGAAAAACCCAAGGUCAAAAAACACGUAACAGAUGCAUUAAAAGAAUUCAUAGAAGAAUACAAGCAAAAAAAGCAUGUUAGAAAAGUUCUUGAUGAAAUCCAAGAAAAAUUGCAAUGUUGUGGAGCUGAAUCUUCGGACGAUUAUGGAGGGUCGAUACCCGAAUCAUGCCUCCAUGAGGGAAAACCAUUCACAGAGGGAUGUAUCAAAAAAGUCAGUGAAAUAAGCAAAAAGCACUUAAAUGCUAUCAUAGUCAGCGUAUUUCUAUUUGCAUUGGUACAAUGUACGUGCUUAAUAUUCGCAGUAUGUGUUCUAUUGGCCAUAAAGCGUGGUAAUGAUGAAUAGAGUUACAUAACAAAGAAUAUAUUUUGUGAAAAUAAUUACGAACAGAAAUAACAACAACUACUGGAAACGUUCAGUGAAGAACAUCUAAACUUUGUUAUUCACUCAUCAAUUUUAUACACAUUUUGUCCAACUUUCAAAUUGAUUUUUCUCUUAGUCUUUUUGAAUAUAUUCUCUAUUCACUAAUCCAUAUAAAAUUAGUUAAUUUUUAACUUUACCUUUGUUAAACAAUCGAAUUAUUCAAUAAUCCGUCUCUCACUAAACAUAAACUGCCUCAACAGACCAAGCGCAAAAAUACAUGCAAUUUUUGUCCCACAGUUUACUGUUAUAGUUUACUAGCGCCUUGGAUUUGAAUAAAAUGAUGGGUAUUCCAUAUACGUUUCAUCCAGAAUUGUGUAUUAUGGUUAUUUAC
Molecule: messenger RNA, 1341 nt
Organism: Schistosoma turkestanicum
Lineage: Eukaryota; Metazoa; Platyhelminthes; Trematoda; Strigeidida; Schistosomatidae
Source: the annotation of a GenBank genome assembly